CGCGCUAAAAAUCGGCGCGCAAUUUGCCAGUCGUUUUAUAAGCAGUCAGACAACGGAGUGUAUGAAGCAUUUCACGGGAGGAACUCCCUUGUCCACUUGGACCUGCAUUUGCCGUGGAUUUUCGCCAUUGCCAGAAAGAGAAUUUCAAGCUUCGGGGAAUACGUAUCCUGUUUCGUCUUAUCGUCUUACUGGUUCGGUUCGUACCCUAAAGAAGCAGUAAACGGAGCAGUUUUCAAAAUCUUCAAGGAUACCAAAUAUUUUCUUUCGUUGAGAUCAUCGCGGCAGAAAUCAUAAUUCAGAAGGUAAAAUUGUCAGUUGGUUUCUUUUCCAUUAACAAGUGAAACGAAAUUAUUGAACCGAUUCUAACAUCAGCACGAACUCGGUCCUCUUCUGAAGAUGGCGACUAAAUUCCCUGAGGAUUUCACACGGGAUGUCCUGUGCUGCAUGAUCUGUUACAGCGCCUUCAGGACGCCCCGCCAGCUUCCCUGCCUCCACACCUUCUGUGAAGAAUGCCUGACCAAGCACUACCACAUCUACCGAAUACAGCUCAACGCAAUAAAAGGGAAAAUACCUUGCCCGACGUGCAGGGAGGUGAUUACGCUGCCGGAGAACGGUAUCUGCGGAUUCAGGCACGAUUUCAAAGUCAUGAAAUUUGCGGACAUUUUGAAGGACUUGGACACUGAGCACGGCUGGACGAAGGCUUGUCAGGUCUGCAAGCUUUCCGAGUCCGCAGUAGAAGCCGACUUAUUUUGCAACGACUGCGGGAAGUACUUCUGCACGCCUUGUUUUAAGAUCCACCAAGAUAUAGCUGUGUUUGCGGGGCACGAGUCUUCUAAACUUAACGCACGUGGUUCUAAAAUCAUCUGCAAGGACCACGCAACUGAGAUGGAGAUGCUGCGGUUCUUUUGCGAUGUUUGCGAAAUCGGGGUCUGUACUCUGUGCGCCCUGACGACCCACAAGACGCACAAAGUCAUCGAUAUCUAUACUGGAAUAAAUAGACAAAAAGACAAACUGCAAAUGGCAUUGAGUAAUAUUCAAGGCAAAGUCAAGGAACUUGAUACCACGAUGAAGGUUUUGGCUGAAGAACGGCAGACGAUGCAUCCCGACUUUGAACGAUUGAAAUCGGAAAUUGCCGAACACGCCCGAAGGCGAAUGGCGGAUAUUCGCGAAGAAGAAAAGAAACUCCAAGCCGAGCUUAUCAGCCGUGAGAAGAAGAAGGGUACAUUUCUGGAGGAAGAAAUAACUGAGGUCUCCAACUGCCUGAAAGGCCUCCGUGAUCUUGACAGACAAACCCGAGACCUUUUCACCACUCAGAACGUCAGUGCCUCCCGUCUGCUGGCGAACUGCGAUGAACUGCAAAAGGACAUCUCCUGUGUAGUCAACCUCAGGCCAACUUCGCAAGCUCAUGGACCAGGGAUGAACACGGUUAAAUUCAGCCCAGGUAUGAUGAUCCUUGGGACUCUUGAAGAGACACGUGAGCACCGGCCCGAAAGGAAGGUUUCCGUUGCCAAGACCGGGAAUGCACAGUCAUUAGCUGAACAGGGAUCACCUCGGCCUGUCAGAGAGGCAGGCAGUGUUAAACAGCUGUACAUACCGUGAGCGAUGGAUGGACGAACCUACCCGCAGCGAUGGGUUAUACCUAGCUAAGACACUCGUCUUGACUUCCUGACGCUAGAAAUAUCAUCUGUAAUGGCAUGAUCUUACGAUUUGUACGGUGACAAGGAGGAAACGCACAGUACAACUGAGUACAUCCGACGAACAUACAGAAAUGGGUUGAAGUCAUGCAAUUGCUGAACUUGAAUUUUGAAGUGUACCAAUUGCGCGACUUCAAAAUUCACAAUUUGCCAUAUCCCCCGUCGUGACCUUGACUCACUCCCACUCACCUCCUUGAUUCGGGCUAUUUCUGACACUCUUCGAGCAAAUUAGUGAAAAAAUAACAAGCAUUCCCAGAGGUUG
Messenger RNA from Lineus longissimus, 1956 nucleotides. RefSeq names its product E3 ubiquitin-protein ligase TRIM56-like. The transcript is spliced from 3 exons. Gene Ontology annotation, molecular function: zinc ion binding; ubiquitin protein ligase activity. Bases 397 to 1599 code for a protein of 400 amino acids. The record is from RefSeq and is a predicted model, not a curated record. Lineage: Eukaryota; Metazoa; Nemertea; Pilidiophora; Heteronemertea; Lineidae.